Molecule: messenger RNA, 768 nt
Organism: Cladophialophora immunda
Lineage: Eukaryota; Fungi; Ascomycota; Eurotiomycetes; Chaetothyriales; Herpotrichiellaceae
Exons: 2
Coding region: 1-768 (255 amino acids)
Source: RefSeq, a predicted model, not a curated record
AUGACUUGCAACAUCUGCACAGCCUCGACUUGCAACAUCUAUACGGCAACGAGGAAGGUCAUCUACAACGAGGAAGGCCAUCUACAACAAGGCAACAUCUACAAUAAGUUCAUCCAGAGGCAUCCUUAUACCCACCCCAGCACCGCCCAGACUGCCGAUGCACCACCACCCCCGACAAAUGGCUGUAUAUCGAACGAGAUCGGACGAGGCUGGCCAGAUCAGAUCUUGCUUCCUCCAAAGGCGACUACAGACUCAAGCACCUGGCGACUCCGUACCUCCACUUUGGACAGUAUCAAGCGACGAACUCGAAUACGGCGGUUUGGCGGCGGCUGGCCGACGUGGUUGACCCGCGAGAGGAGGGAGAAUAUCUGCCGCCGCCCACCACCGCAGUAUGAAUCGACCCAAGACACAGCCAUACAAGAUCUGCCGCCUCACGAUGGGAGUUCAGAUGGUGAGAGAGGCGAACGCACCGCCGCCGGUUCCAGAGCUCCGCCAUUGCAACGGCUGAAAGACCUCACCUCCACCGCUAGUAUAUACAACUUGACGACGACGAUAACUCCUCCUCCAUGGUACCCUGAGCUUAUUGCCGGCGGUCUUGUCCAGUUCAUCCUCCCCAACCUUCGAAAUACCCAGGCGAGAGAACUGAAGGAGAAGAGAAUCAACAAAGACCUCGCCAACAUCCGCCAGAAAUCCAAGAGCGAGAAAUUGGAUGGCUACCAGAAGAAGAAAUCGGACUGCAAUGUCGACAUUGGACACACCCGGAAAUGA